GGCAGCAACGACAACUCUAAUCGGUAAGUGUCUUGCUCGAUCUGAGUAUCAAUUGUUAUAAUUAAAGCAAUGCAGCCGGAGGAGGAGCAGGAAUGAGCGAAGUACUUGUUUGUCAUCCACUCGACACGAUUAAAGUUCGAAUGCAGCUAUCGCGGAGAGCCGGUCUUGGAAAAUCAUACCUGGGAAUUACGAGCACAGCUAUUGAUAUCAUAAGAAAGGAGUCACCUUUGGGAUUGUACAGAGGUUUGGGGACUGUUUUAGGUGGAAUAAUCCCCAAGAUGGCAAUUCGGUUUACCUCAUAUGAAUAUUACAAGCGACUACUGUCCGACCAAACGACAAUGGAAAUUUCACGGAAAGGGAUAUUUCUUGCUGGUCUGGCUGCUGGUAUCACAGAAGCUGUGACCGUUGUUAACCCCAUCGAAGUCAUCAAAAUUCGCCUACAAGCUCCGCAUAAAACCCCUACCGGCCAGAUAGCUCCUAAAUAUAGGAGUACCUUGCUUACCAUAACCACACUCAUCCGCGAAGAGGGUGUCGGUUUUCUCUACCGCGGUGUUACCCUUACCGCUCUGCGUCAGGGUACUAACCAGGCGGCUAACUUCACUGUUUACACUGAGCUAAAGACCAUUCUACAGCGCUUGCAGCCACAGUAUGCACAAAAGGGAGAGCUUCCGUCCUACCAGACUACAGUAAUUGGGCUUUUGUCUGGUGCAAUGGGUCCAUUUGCGAAUGCACCGAUUGACACAAUCAAGACUCGGCUACAACAGACCCCAGCGCUUCCUGGACAAAGCAGCCUAUCAGCGAUGACAGAAAUUGCCUCAGAUAUAAUUAAGAAAGAAGGAUUCCGAUCAUUUUACAAGGGUAUCACACCUCGAGUUAUGCGUGUGGCACCGGGGCAGGCGGUUACCUUCACCGUUUACGAGUUUCUCAAGAAUAAAAUUGAGAACGCGGACAUAAUGCGGCUAAGGCAAACGAUCUAAAUGGAUGAAAUUUGACGGAAUUUGACCGAAUUCAGGGUGUUGGUUUAAGCUUUAAUUUUUUCAUAUGGACGAGUUUUGAUGUAGAUAGGAUUUUGCAUUUGGACGUUAGGUUUCAAUUCGCAUCGCAAUUCAUACGACAUUGGUUAGAUUUAACUGAAAUACCAACUAUCCUUAUCAACAAAGUAAAUUUACGAACUGUCUACCUAGGAAUUGUAUUUUUC
Molecule: messenger RNA, 1198 nt
Organism: Talaromyces proteolyticus
Lineage: Eukaryota; Fungi; Ascomycota; Eurotiomycetes; Eurotiales; Trichocomaceae
Product: putative tricarboxylate transport protein
Exons: 4
Coding region: 93-977 (294 amino acids)
Biological process (GO): fumarate transport; succinate transport
Source: RefSeq, a predicted model, not a curated record